Trichomonas vaginalis G3 is the source of this 198-nucleotide messenger RNA. RefSeq lists its product as uncharacterized. Lineage: Eukaryota; Parabasalia; Trichomonadida; Trichomonadidae. The record is from RefSeq and is a predicted model, not a curated record. The coding region runs from base 1 to 198 and encodes 65 amino acids. The transcript has a single exon.
AUGAAAGUCUUCGAAGAUAUUUCAUCAAAUUCUUUAGUUGAAGAGGACCCUUAUCUUCGCGCAGAAAAGGUAAAUCUUACGCCAGAUGAUUUUGAUGUAUCAUCUCUUUCAUUAGAGAGCUACCGCUCUAAUGACCCCGCAUCCUGGGAGAAAUUCAAGAAGAAGUUACAAUCAAAGAUUGCAGCUGGCCAAUUAUAA